Messenger RNA from Chroicocephalus ridibundus (black-headed gull), 3433 nucleotides. It is a transcript of the gene PHF11, whose product is annotated as PHD finger protein 11. The record is from RefSeq and is a predicted model, not a curated record. Gene Ontology annotation, cellular component: nucleus. The transcript is spliced from 12 exons. Lineage: Eukaryota; Metazoa; Chordata; Aves; Charadriiformes; Laridae. Bases 430 to 1287 code for a protein of 285 amino acids.
CUCGGUGCGGCGGCUGGGCACGCCCACUUCCGCGCGGGAGAGUGGCUGGGGUGGAGGAGGUGGCGACCGAUCGCGGAAGUGGUGGCUGUAGCGGGCCGGGCUGUGAGGACCGGGGUGGAUGGUUGCCGCCGGCCCGCGCACCAGGAUUUUUCCUGAGCCUGUAAGAACACCAGGGACUCUAGACUCCACCUUUAGCCUCUUCCUCACGAAAUUCUCAGAGCCCUCGGAGCUGGAUCCUCUGACUGGGCCUGAGCAGGGCCUAUGUAUCUGCAUCGAUUCCAGGAGUUUGUGCUGUCAGAGGUGACAUCUCCAGCAAAGGGCAGUUUGGAGUAUCACACCUAGUAGGAGUGCGAAGUUGUUGAAGAUUUCUGCGGUGGACUUGCACAAAAACCACAGACAAAUUUUCCUGCUCUAGGUGUUUUCCAAAUAAUGGCGAAGAUGGUGAGAAGAACAUGUGCGUUUUGUCCAGAAGGGGAGGCUGUUUCUGUAAUGUAUAUUGCCAAAGAGCGAAAUAUUGCAGCUCAUCAGCAUUGUCUGUUAUUUUCCUCAGGAUUCGUGGAAUCUGAAGAGUAUAACCCAGAAAAUAUGGAUAUAAGGUUUGAUGUGGCAUCAGUGUUGAAAGAACUCAAGAGAGGAAAGCGGCUGGUGUGCAACUUCUGUCGCAAGAAAGGAGCCACUGUGGGAUGCGAGGAAAGAGCCUGUCGCAGAAGUUAUCACUACUUCUGUGCACUCUGCGAUGAUGCAGCAAUAGAAACGGAUGAAGUAAAUGGAGUCUACCGAGUGUUCUGCCCAAAACAUGACCCAGGCAAUAGGACCAAUCACUGUGGUGCAGCUAGUAAAAGGAGAAGACAUGCAUUGAAACCUUCCACCAUCACGGAACAAGUGAGCACAGAAGAGACAGCAGAAGAAAACAGUUUACGAAUACUGAAAAGGAAAAACAACAGGCAUAAAGUCCGAAUAGACUUUCUUAGAAAAUGCAAGCAAGCCGGGCUUCUGGAUGACAUAUUUGAAGAAAUGCUGGACACGCUUCACCUGGCGCAGGAGAAGCUGAUGGAUGACAACACUUCAGAAACAGAGUAUGAAGAGACAGUGAUGUCACUCUUUGACUGUGGACUGUUUGAAAAUAUACUGACAAAUAUUCAUUCAGGAACAGAGGAGAAAAUCCAGGAACUUCUGGAAAGCAGGAAAAGACUGGAUAACAAGAUUGAGCUACUGCAGGACUUAAAAGAAGUCAUCCUUCCUACCCAAGAGAACACCGCUAGUACAUCUAGUACGGUGUCUGACUAACCCUUAAGUGUGUCUGUAACGGUGUCAAUAUUUAGGAUCUUCUAAUGAUAGAAACCAUAGCGCACGUCUGGUCAGUGUCUAAGUAAUUCCCUCCCCCCCUGCAAGAUAGGGACACAAGCAGGAACUGCGUGUAUUUUACCCGGUUUUAUACCUCACUGUUGCAAUAAUUUUAAGUUGUCCCUUUCUUUAAAUUUUAACCACGGAUCAAUGAGGGUUAUGCACCAAAUUUAGCUUUUUUUAAAGCUCAGCCAAACCCUCCAAUGAAGACUUUUUUUUUUUUUUUUUUUUUUUUUUAAAACCAAGAGAGUUUUAAGAAACUAUGAGCUGCCACAGAACACUUGUUAAAGUCACUUUAACUGUGGGAGCCCUCUUCUGUGUGCGGUAGCUGCUUCACUGUCUGCAUCUAGACGGUGAUGUUCUAAGGAUCGUGUGGCUGCUUUGGCUUUCCAAAGAAGAUAAAUUAGCAGAACUUGCACUCAAAGAAGCCUUCUGAACUACAAACAGGAGUUGGUGGGUUUUUUAAUUAAAUGAUUCUUGGUUGACUGCCUAAUGUGUAACUCCUUCUGCUGUAAUGGCAGUGGUGAAACAUUGUUUGAAGGCAGACCAGAAACGGUUGGGCGUCAUACUCUAUAAACAACAUGUAAAAUGGAUCAAACAAUGAACUGUAUCUUCCUUUCUCCAUUAAGAAAGGAUAUGACUUCCACAUCUUUUGUCUUAAAAAAAAAAAAAAGUAAAUAAAUUGUUUGAAUACAGAAAAGCAUUGUUUAGCUACAAAAGGAUAAGUUAGCAAAAUAAAAUGUUUUUCAGAAAGCUGCAUGUUUAGUCGUGCUCGCUAGCCCCGCUGGUGCAUGGGAUGUGGAUGAGGAGGGGGGGAUGCUGUCACGCCGUUGUUUAACUGCGCCUUGUCUCUCAGCAGCAAGCGCAGCCGGACCGGCGUGAUCCUGCAGCCGAACAGGCUGCAGCACCAUCCUGUUAAAACAGCUGUACUCUCUCCAUAACUAGUAAAAAUUCAUAACUUGAGCUUGUUCUGUAUGAGGGCGGAGAUCAAUAAGCACAGAACUAACAAGUUUCAGAACUACUAGCUGUGCCCAAUAGUACAAAGUACUAAUAUUUUUACUUGUUUAUACAGUUCUGGCCUGCUGGCUGUCCAGGACCAGAAACACAACCAGUUUACUGCCUGAGCCAAGGCCUCAGGUGCUGCUCACAGCUAUCCUGCCUAGAAAACUCCCGCCUAAAACAAAAGUGUAUUAACGUGGAGCAUGGAUUUAUUUAUUCAGGAACAAAGAAAGAUGCAAAUCCACUGUCCUGGAAAAACACAAACACUCAAGUGAGUGCUUUUUUUCCCUAUAGCAGCAAUCCGAAUUACUGACAGCAGCUUAGAGGACAAAUCCUGUACUCCUCUAAUCCACCCCCUGCCAAGCUUGACCUUGAGUCUAGUGUUAGCGAUCCAAAACAAGUUGUUUAUUCAAAACAUUUAUGACACAUUUGCAAGUAUUUUCUCAGACUAUCCUAGCCCGAACUCUCAACGUCAUGCUACAGAAGCUCCCUGGCCUCUAUCAACAAUACAAAAUUCUAGGCUUCGUGAAACUUAGCGAAGUCGUAACCCCAAAACUGACUUUAGUUAACCUAAACUUCAACUCUGAGGUUUCCAGUUUCUCUGCUCUACCCUGGAUUUGGUGGGGCUUCAAAAGCACGAAAUAAAAAUAGUAGGCGUGUAUGUCCAUGCAUAGCUGCUGUAACGGUUAUGGUCACAUACGGAAUUCUUAGUGAAAAAAAAUAAUCACAUUAUAGAUUGCAGUCACUGAGGUGUAUAUUAGUGCCCACAGAUGAAUUUGCUGUUUUCUGAAAUUGAAAUCACAGGUAUUUGUCAAGCACAGUGAAAUCAGUAGGAUUCAGUAAUACAUAGUCUGGUUUUGGCUUUGUUGUUCGGGGCGUUUUGGUUUUUGUUUUUUUUUAAGUAAAGCAACUGAUAUGCUGUGUGUAAUACAAAAAGCUUGCAAUUUUCUUCAAAGUCCAAAGAAAUUCAUUAGUGAACAGGUACAAAAAAAAGUGAAUUUUAUUACAUGUAGUUUAAAUUUACACACCACUUACAUGCAAAGCCCCCGCUUUCAGAACAGCGUAUCCCUUCUCCUCUGUGGCGGUGUCG